Messenger RNA from Monoraphidium neglectum, 1284 nucleotides. RefSeq lists its product as hypothetical. The annotation marks the transcript as partial. The record is from RefSeq and is a predicted model, not a curated record. The transcript has 5 exons. NCBI's taxonomy places the organism in Eukaryota, Viridiplantae, Chlorophyta, Chlorophyceae, Sphaeropleales, Selenastraceae.
AUGCAGGGCGGUGAACCACAUGACCCCCUCCCAGAUCACCUGCGCCUGCAGCUGGGCCGCACCCUGGCAGCCUUCACCCUGCUGCACCCCCAGCUCUUCGGCCGCGACGGCCAACUGCGACCCCUCGCGCCACAGCUUAAGGCGCUGCUCUUCGACGGCAGCUACGCCGUGCGGGAAGCCGCCGGGCAGCUGCUCUGCCUGCUGCCGAUGGCGGCCGGGGAGCCGCUGCGGAUGAUGACGCAGGAGCUCGAGGCGUUCCUCCCUUUGCAGCUUCCGAGGCAGCUGCAGCGCGCGAGAUUGGGCGGCGCGGUGGCCAGCGGCAGCGACAACUUGGACGGAGGAGAAGCGGAGCCCGCAGGCAUGACCUGGGAGACCGCGGCAAAGAGGCUCGCCAACGCUGCGGCCGGCCGCGACGGCGGGGCGGCGGGCGCGCUCGCCCUCGCGCCGCUGUGGGAGACGGGCGUGCUGCAGCUGCUGGAGGCGGCGCUGGCCGCGCCCGCACUGGAGCAGCGGGCGCUGCUGCUGCUGUGCGGGCAUGGCUGUGCUGCGCAGACGGCUGUUGACGCGGCUAACCUGCAAGAGCGGGUGCUGCCGCUGUGCGCGGCCGCCGCCGAGGUGCUGGCCGCCUGCAGCGGGUACACGCCCGACCGCACCCCCUGCGCCCUGUACCACGGCCCCGUGCUCGCCUGGGAGUGGCUGGUCACCACGGGCCUCGAACUGCGGCAGCUGCUCGCGGCCCGUCACGUGCUGGCUGCGCCACGCGCCUUGAGCGCCUCGGUAGCCGCCGAUGUCUACACCGUCGUGCCUGAGCCCGAGUUUGCGCGGCGCUUCGGCGGCCCCCUUCUGUCCGCGCUCGUCAUGCGCCGUGACAAGGCCGGCCUGCAGCAGCUGAGCCAGCUGCUCGGCCACGCGUCCCCUGCGGCCAUGAUGGAGUCGAUGUUUGGGCAGGCCAUGGGGCCGCUGCUUGCGCUGGCCGCGUGCCCGCAGCAGUGCGCAGCGGCGGCGGCGGCGACGCGGGACGAGACGCUCCUGCCUCUGGCCCGGCAGCAAGAGCUGCUGGCGCAACGCCUCAGGAGCGUGACCGUCCACGCCCUAUGCGCGGCAGCACUCGUCCCCGGCAGCGGCGACCUGGCGCAUCUCCAGCAGCAGCAGCAGCAGCAGCAGCAACAACAGGGCGGCCCCGCGAUGGGCUCCGCGCUAGACACCGUGCCUGGCACCGUGGGGCAGCCCACAGAGCCGCUGGUGCAGCCCAGCACGGCCAGCGCCUGCGUCAGAGACCUGAAG